UGGAGUUUUAUUUAACCUGGACUUUGUUUUUUGCAACGACACAUGGAGAAACACAGACCGGAAGUUGUAAAGACAUGUUACAGGGUUAUCUAACAGGACAGCUGUCGUCUGCUUUAGGAGCAUAUCAGGUAGAGGCUCUGAGGCGAGAAUUCAAAAGUUUCUCUGACGUCAUAGAGGAAUCUAUGAAAAGGUUCAGGGAGGAAGUGAACGCUACCAUACAGGAAAAAGAAAGCAAAACUAAAGGAAACAGAAACAUUGUUUACACAAGAUGGGGAAAGAAGACUUGUCCCUCAAACGCAAAACUUAUUUAUUCAGGAUUCGUCGGGGGAUCCCAUUAUUCACAUAUGGGAGCAGCCGUAGAUCCUCUUUGUUUACCGAGGGAUCCAGAGUGGGGGAAGCACGUGGAUGGAAUAGAUGCCAGAAGGGCUUAUGUAUUUGGAGCAGAGUACGAAACGGAUACAUUCAUAAGUCAAUAUGCUUCAUACCAUGAGCAUGACGUACCUUGUGCUCUUUGUCUUGUCCAUGAUAGAUCUGUUGUGAAAACAUUUCCAGCUAGAGAAAAUUGUUAUAAGGGCUGGAACCUCGAGUACCAGGGAUACCUAAUGGCUGGGUAUUACAAUCAUUCGGCUGGCACGAGCUACACUUGCGUGGAUAAGAAUCCCGACACCUUGCAUGGCGGCCAUGCUAAUAAAAAUGGCUACCUUUUUUAUUUUGUGGAAGCCAGAUGUGGUUCUUUGAAAUGUCCACCAUAUGUUGAAGGAAAAGAACUACUUUGUGUCGUCUGUUCGAAAAAGUAA
Saccostrea cuccullata (small rock oyster) is the source of this 797-nucleotide messenger RNA. RefSeq names its product short-chain collagen C4-like. The coding region runs from base 75 to 797 and encodes 240 amino acids. The record is from RefSeq and is a predicted model, not a curated record. Lineage: Eukaryota; Metazoa; Mollusca; Bivalvia; Ostreida; Ostreidae. The transcript is spliced from 4 exons.